Cydia pomonella (codling moth) is the source of this 7129-nucleotide messenger RNA. RefSeq names its product period circadian protein (gene per). The record is from RefSeq and is a predicted model, not a curated record. Gene Ontology annotation, biological process: negative regulation of transcription by RNA polymerase II; entrainment of circadian clock by photoperiod; circadian regulation of gene expression. Gene Ontology annotation, cellular component: nucleus; cytoplasm. The coding region runs from base 250 to 3603 and encodes 1117 amino acids. The transcript has 27 exons. Gene Ontology annotation, molecular function: transcription corepressor binding; transcription cis-regulatory region binding. Lineage: Eukaryota; Metazoa; Arthropoda; Insecta; Lepidoptera; Tortricidae.
ACAGAAAUACCAAUAGCAACAAAUACGUUGGCGCGAUGACGAUUCGCGUUUGGAGUUUGUUAUACUUAAUUCGAAAUUGAGACUGAAAUAUAGUUUUGUGAUUUUAUUGACUUUUCAUCAAGAUAAUUAUGGAGUGCAUUAAAUAGUGAAUAAACUAAAGUAGAACAAAAGUUAUACGUUAUAACUAGUUAACUAAUCAAGUUGUGGAUUCUUAAAAUUAAUGAAUAAAGAUACACAACCGAAGUUACUAUGGACAACCUCGAUGACUCCGAGAACAAUGCGAAAGUUUCGGAUUCAGCUUAUUCUAACAGCUGCAGCAACAGUCAGUCUAGGCGAAGCCACAGUUCCAAGUCAACACACUCUGGAAGCAAUUCAAGUGGCAGCAGUGGAUAUGGUGGGAAGCAAUCCACGUCUGGUAGCAGCAAAACAUUAAAUAGCCAACAACCAGAAAAAAGGACAAAAGAUAAAGAAGGAAAGAAAAAGAAGCAGCAGGGCCAAACAGAACUUGUUAAAAUCCCAGCUGAUGUGGAAUUCAGACUUCCUAACCCAGCCCCCGUCACAGAGGUCGAGGAAGAACUUGAAGAUGUUUCGCCGCCGCCAGCGAUUGAGCAGGCACAAAAGGGAGUUCAGAGGAGCUCGGAGUCAACCAAGGAAGAUGCUACUGAAAACCCAGACAUUUGCUCCACGCCCCAGCCCUCCAUGCACAUUCUCACGAGUAAACCUGUUUAUUCUGAGGGGUUUUCAUGCGUCAUAUCGAUGCACGAUGGCGUGGUACUAUACAUGUCGUCAACGCUGACGGCGUCGCUCGGCUUUCCCAAGGACAUGUGGAUAGGGAGAUCCUUUAUAGACUUCGUCCACCCUUUGGAUCACAAUACUUUCGCGUCGCAAAUCACCGACGGGCUGGCGGUUCCGAAGGAAGUUAAUGGUAUGCAAAAUGCAGUUCAAUCGCCAGGCAACUCCGUGUCGACCAUGUUCUGUCGCAUCAGAAGGUACAGGGCGCUGGCCAUGGGGUUCAACGUCAAGGACCGAAGCGUCACCUUCAUACCCUUCCUGUUGAAGCUGUCAUUCAAAAAUGUCUACGAAGAAAAGGGAUCCGUCAUUUACUUGGUCAUACAAGCUACACCGUUGUUCUCGGCGUAUAAUAGUCCCAAUGAGGCGAUUGAAGACGCGGUACCAUUUGUGAUGCGUCACGUGGCCAACGGGAACGUGGAGUACAUCGACAACGAGGCGGUGCCGCUGCUGGGCUACCUCCCGCAGGACGUGACGGGGCGAGACAUACUGAAGCUCUACCAUCCCGAGGACCUGCCAUACGUGCGGCAUGUGUACGAGACCAUCGUCAAGCAAGGCAGGGUGCCGCGCUCCAAGCCCUACAGAAUGCUGGCUCAGAAUGGGCACUACCUUAAGCUUGAAACGGAGUGGUCGUCUUUUAUAAAUCCGUGGUCGCGUAAACUUGAGUUUGUUAUAGGAAAACAUUACGUGAUUGAGGGUCCAGCCAAUCCAGAUGUUUUUCAAGCGCCACCAGCAAUACCCAGUAUGGUUUCUGAAGAUAAUAUCGAAAUCAAGGGCCUUAGAGAUAGUAUUGUCAGGAUUUUGAACGAGGUCCCGACGAGACCGGCAGAGCUCGUCAAGCAACAAAUGACCAAGCGCUGCCAGGACCUAGCAUCUUUCAUGGAAAGCUUGAUUCAAGACCAACCAAAGGUGGAGGACGAACUGCGGCUAGAAAUACAAGAGAAUGAUAACAGCUACUUUGAACGGGACUCUGUUAUGUUAGGGGGGAUUUCCCCACAUCACGACUACAAUGACAGCAAAUCCAGCACAGGGACUCCUUUAAGUUACAACCAGUUGAAUUAUAACAUCAACUUAAAACGGUAUUUUGACAGCCAUCAGGUUAGUUUCGACGAAGAGGGCGCGAACGUUGUAGAGACGAUUUUAGUGCCAAUUAAAGGACAAAAUAUGUUGAUUCGAGAAUGUAUGUCGCCUAUGGCCCAGUACUCCGUCGAUUCAGUGGAAAUGACGUCAGUGGAGUCGGCGUGCCUUACCUUCGACGAGAGCCCCGUGUUGCUGCCGCAGGAGUACCUGCCCAUAAGACUUACAGAAUCCAUCUUGAAUAAACACAAUUCCGAAAUGGAAAAGAUACUCGUAAAGAAACAUCGCGAAAGUCGACCAUCUAAUAAAGAGGAGCGGGAAAAGUUGAACAACGAGAGCAAACAGAAGAAAAGGGAUCACCUCGUCCGUUGCAACGCGUCUUUCGUGCCUACCACGGUCAAUUCCAUCGCGAUAGAACAGCCACACGGAUUGAAGCGUGCAUCGAAGCCUCAGGAAGCGGAAGGAGGCACGCACAAGCAGCACUGCGCGUCGUCGCGGCAGAUGCGCCGGCGGCAGCCGUCCUGCUCCGCGCCCGCGCCGCCCGCCGUCACCGUCGCCACCGUCACUACAUCGACGUCUGUGUGGCCACAGAAUUUCGUAAACGGAAUGACCACGUUUAUGCCGCAGCAAAUGCCGCUAGUGAGCCCCAUUACUGCAGUGCCAGGUUUCGUGCCUAUGUACUACUUACCAACGAACUCCCCUACGUUGCCGUGUACGUCGACGCCGAGCCCAAAUGAUACUAGCAACACAAAUUCUUCACAAAUGCAAUUCCAAGCCCCGGCUGUGCAAUACAUGAUGUACGGGCAGGCGGUUUUCGGGUCUCCGAUCGUGAUGUCGCCUUUUACGAUGCAGCAAAACGUGAUGCAGAACGAAUUCUCCAACCCUCAGACCAAUCUGCGGCUAACAACGCGUAAUUAUGAGGAGGCCUGUAAAAUCGGUCCCCCGCCGAAGCCGGCCGCCGCCAGGUCGCUGGCGGCGUGGCGCGAGGAGAAGCGCGCCGCCGCCUCCGCGCCGUCGCCGCCCACCUCCUCCAGGACCAGCCAAGAUCGCAGCGUCAAUACCAGCAUAUGUUCCGCCACUAACGCUUUGAACAGGAGUAACGAAGCCGUGCCAGAGCCUACGGCGUCGCGAGACAGCAAGCUGAAAAGCGAGGAGGCUGUGGACCGCACGGACGGAGAGUCCAGCUACUCUUCCUUCUACAGCUCCUUCUUCAAGACCGAGUCGGGCAGCGCGGAGGACAGCGGCGAUGCCAAGAAUAAACAGAACAAAACCGACGCUUCCGGCGCGUCCACGACUACAGGCAAUGAUAACCCCCGCAGCAAACAGAUGCAGAGAAGAAAAAAGGAACCACCUUGGAUGGAACAAGUAAGCGUAACAUCAGAGUUGAUAUACAAAUAUCAGGUCGUAACAAAGACUUUAGAUGAAGUUUUAAUAUCAGAUAAACAGAAGUUGGUCGGAGUUGAACAGCCGUCCAUGGUGAACGAGCAGCUGGGCCAGCUGUACAUGGACCUGCAGCUGGAGGGCGUGGCCGCGCGCCUCACGCUCGAGGAGGGCGUCACCAGCUCCGGCAGCUCCAGCGAGGAGGGCCACAAGCUGUCCAUGAGCACCCUAGCCAAGCGCGCGAGGAGAAAAAGGAAAUAUAGUAAACUGGUGAUGAUAUAUGAAGAGGAUGCCCCGCUGCCAUCGCCCGAUGACGAGCCUGAGCCCGAGCCCGAGCCCACCACUUCAGUGGCAUAGUUCGUGACCCCUGUAAACUUUAAUCAACGACCCGAGUUCGUGCAUGAUGCCCUCGGGUAAAUCCUUACGAUUUCAUUUGCAACGCCAUUGUGACACAAGUAAUACAGAUGUGGUGAAAUAAUCCUUUACCAUUGUAUUUUUACGAGAACGCACAAUCGUGCUAAGCCCUUUCAAUCAGUCUUAGUAUAAAAAGUACUGACGUUGACUGAAGUAGCAUGACAAAUACAAUGUUUUCUAGAAUAUACGACGGCAAAGGAUUGUUCACUGCAUUUGUACAUCAUGUAAUACAUGAGAACAGUUUAUAUACGGUGUAUAGUUUGAUAGUGAUAGAGAUUCUGGAUUGUAAUGUGACUGUACGUGUACGUGUGGAGAGCUCUGCUGUAUUGGCCAACACGCUUUUUAGGAUAAUAAGUUAUAUAAAUACUUAGGCUUUAUGUUUUUGGGUACCGAAGUCGCUUAAUCGCGGACGGAUGUGCAAUUUACUUGAGUUCUCUUUACAAGAAAUGUUUUAUUUUAGUUGUCGUUAGUAUAAUAAUUAUUGUUUGAUUACUCUGUUUGAGAUGAAAUAUUCGUGUUAAAAGUAAACGAGAGAGUACUAUUCACAAUAUUCGAUGUCUUAUACAGGUGAUUGAGAUGCCUCACAAACGGAUUUAAUUGUUGUUGUUAACUACCUAUCGGGAGAUUUUAUAGAGAUCCUAUUUUUACUUGAAGAUUAAUAUUACCUACAUAUAUAAAUUUAUAUUUAAACUACGUGCUAUAACACAAAAAAUACUAAACAUCUAUCAAUAGGGUCUAUAAGAUAAUGUAAAAUGAUACUGAAAACAUGUCUUUUGAUUUGAUUUUUUUGAUUAGUUUGUAUGUAAUCGUGACUUGUCUAACGUGCUCAGGCCUAACGUUAAGGUUUUAUAUUCUUUAACUUUAACUAAAUUGCUUUAUCUUUACAAAAUGUACAGUCUUGGCCAAAAAUGUCAGACACACUUUAUUCUUUCAUAACUUGAAUCGUAAUACUACUUCUUCAUAACGAAAAUGUACAACAUAACCACGUUUAUAAUAUAUUCAACGUCUAGAUAAAAAUAAAUCCAUAAGAAAUGGAGGUCCCUAUAUAAUACUGCGACAAAAAUGAAGGUACAACUUUAAAGCAAAUAUGUUAUUUUAUUUGACGUCAAUUAGUUAAGAGUUUUCUAUCAUAUUUGCUAGCAGUAUUGUCUAGUUUUGUACAUAUUUUGAAGUCUUGUAAAGUAAAAAUUCUAAUUAUAUUUUUACACCUUGAAAUAUUUUCAUAAUUACAUUAUUAAAAAUUGUUUUUAAUUGUAUCAGAUUUCAGAUGAUUUAUUGAUACAUCUCAUUUACAUGUCAAAUAAAAAUAUCGUAGAUGAAAUAAUAUUUUUGGCCAUGGCUGUUGGAAUAUGGUAAGUAUAAUAUCUCAUGGCAAUCAAAUAUAUAAAUAGUCAAAUCUGAUUGACACAAAUAGUAUUAAGCGAUGUAAUAAAUAAGUAAGUAAGGAAAUGACAGAGUUAAUUUUAUCCUCGUUAUAGUGAAUUGAUUAAGUAUUUGUAAUUAACGUUACGUUAGUACCUACGCAGAUUGGACUUUAUUUUAUAUAGAUAUGUUUAAAAAGACGUUAUAGCAAACCUAUUAAAGGCCUGUAGUUGUGAUAUAGUUUAAUACACACCUACAUGAAUACAUGGUUCAUUUUUCCUCGCUCCUGAUAUGAGAAAAGGAUUUUUUUCAGAUUGGUGUACAUUGAUCAAAGACUAGUAUUAUCUCAUUAUUUUCUUCCUACUUUUCUGUUCCACAACCACCCACAACUCGAAGAGCAAGGUGCCAUUUUCUAACAUACUUCAAAAUUAAAAAAAAGUUGUCAGUUCUCAAUUUGAUUGUAUGUUAUUUUUUAUAAGCCUUAUAUCUUAGCUUGUCAGCCUAAAGUACAUAGAUAUAAAAAUCCUUAACACAGACUAGUAGAAAACUGUUUCAUAAUGCUGUGUUUAACCCGAUAAAUAAUUUUAAUUAUCAUUUAAACUAGUGGUUCUGCGUACUGUACACCUCACGCACCCCCAACGCCUCGCCUUUUGAAAAAAUCUAAAAACGGAAUCGACGAAAAAACUAUACCUACCUCUAUAAUUAUCCAAUCUGCUUAGCAAAUUUCACGAGAAUUGGGUAAAACAUGCGACCUGUAGACUAGACCGGAUGUUCUAGUCUACAGAUCGCAUUUUUCAAUUUUUUUUCGCCCAAACUGAAACGGGAGGCAUUUUCGUUCGCUUCGUCUUAUAAUUGUAGCGUUGAAGGGGAAAUAUUUCCACCAAGUAAGUUUUUUUUUACCGCGUAUGUACGUGUAUUGAUUCUGUUUAUUUUUUGUACAAUACAACAGUCAAUUUACCAAUUUACGUAUUUAUACUUGAAGAGCAAUAAAGAAAGAAAUACGUGGCUGCAACAUUACUUAUAUUUCGGGCAUAAGGCAUAACACAUGUUACGCUUAAGAUUGUUUUCCAAUCGUUCGCUCGUUCUGGAUUCUACGGUAUAAGUGUUUGAUUUUCCAUUAAAGUUAUUUCAACAAAAAAUAUACAACAAGUAUGAAACUAAAGUCGUAACAUAUAAAAUUUUAACAUGGAUGUUUUAUGCUCUGUUUGGUGACAUUUCAGAAAUAUGAGUAAUAAAUGUUGCAUUGAUGUAAAUGUUUGUAAAUAUAUAUCUAUAUAUUUUAAAAAUAAGGACAUCUUUUACUAUUUUUGUAAAUAAUAAUUUUGUAUAUAUUUUUAUAUUCUGAAAUACACAAGUGUAGUGGCGUUAUGUAUUUUGAAGGAACAAUAAUAGAAUUGCGACACUUAGGCACUCUAAGACAAAUUAAGUUAGGCCACCCUUAAGUGGAAGUUUAAUCCAUACAUAAUUGCACCUUUCUUUAUUACCUACAUUAUUAUAGUAUAAUUUCAGGUAUUUAAGUAUUAAUAAAUAUAUUAGUGAAUAAAAGACCUCAGAAAUUAAUAAAAAUUGUCAGUUGACAUAUUUAUUGAUAUUACUUGUUCUCUUUUUCUCUAUUAAUACGUAUAACGCUUUUAAAAUUUACUGCAAAAAUUCUGUCAUUUUGGGAUUAUUACCACCGCCGUCAUAUAAAAGUACAAACUCUGUAUAAACUGGGUCAUUACACAGAUAUAGAAUCUUAAGUUGUAAUUUUUUUAUGUACCUGAGUGGUAGAGACUGUUGGUGAACCGACUGACCACAAUUACACAUUCUUAACUUUCGGGAACAGCAGUUAGUGAUCUGGCGCAAUAUGUAAUUUAAAUAAGGCUCUGGGUUUGGGGCAGGCGGAGAUAACUUUUGCUAGUACUCCGUUUUUCACCUUUUCCAUUAAGUUAAUGUUGAACAAUGUAUAUUCAAGAUUGCCUGAUCGUGCUUUCGCGUAUGUAUACUUACAUAUGCCUUUCAUGAAGGAAUGAAUUGAGAAAAAAAUAUGUUAACAAAAAUAUAUGUUUUAUACACUGAUAGUGAUAAUAAAGUAAGUUAAAAUAAUAAAAAUUGAAUACUACAUUUU